UGUAAUAACAAGAACCCAAAAAAAAAAGGAAAAGAAAAGAAAAAAGAAGCCCUGUUUCUUCUUUUUGUACUCAACAAUUUUCUCACUUUUGAGUUUUAGCUCAGUCACUCCAGAAAGCACAUACGUUCUCACAGAUUUCUUCAAUUUCUCUCCCAAAUAUUCCCCAGAAGAUUUCCCCAUCCUUUCUUAACUCUAAAUUAAUCCCCACCUCAAAGAAGGAAAACCCAAACAGUCAAAGCUGUUUCUUUUCUUCAAAUCCCUCUAGCUUAAGGUAAGGACUCUUCCAACUCUCCCUUAUUUCGGGUGUUUCUUUUGAUCUGGGUUGUUUUGAUUUUGGGUCCUUUCUUCGAUGCCAUACAGUUGUGUAAUUGAUGAAUUUGAAGUUACCCUUAUAGAGAAAGUUAGGUUUUUUUAUUGGUUUAUUUGUAUAUAUUGUACCAAAUGAUGAUACAGAAGAGAAAGAAAUGGACUGAGGCUGAAGAAAAAACCCUAAUUGAUAAAUAUGGUGAGAUGGUAGCUGAUGGAACUCUCGCCAAAAUGAAAACCCGCGAAAAGAAGUAUAAGCCUAUUGCUUGUUAUGUGAAUUCUGUGCAUCAUGUACGUGAUUCUAUUGCAUAUCCGUGGCAAUGGUCAUGGAAGGAUGUGUCUACUAAGGUGCAAAAUAUGAGGCACCAAUAUUUGCUAGUUAAGCAAAAGAUUAAGAAACCGGAUGGGGUGGUUGAUAAUCCAGUGGGUGGGGAGUGCAAUGGGGAUGAUGAGUUUGAUUGGUUAGAAGGGCUUACGCAUUGGUCAAAUUUUUUGCGGUACAAAGAGGUAUUUGGGGAUGUCGCAGUUUCAUAUAAUAGUAAUAAUAAUAAUAAUAAUAGUAAUAACAGUAGUGAUAUGAUGGUGGUUGCGAAUGAGGAUAGGGAAAAUGGAGGGGGAUUUGUUGGAGGUAGGGGAAUGGAGAUUGUGGAGUUUGGGCAAAUAGGUCAAUCUGGGGAUGGAGAUUUUGCAGGAAUUGAUGGGGGAGAGUAUGGGGUGUUAGGUUUGGGCUUUGAGUAUGAUGGUGAAGAAGGAGAAGGGAAUUAUAAUGGGAAUGAACAUGUAAGGGAGGAGGCAGAUGAUGGUUUGUUGUACGAAGAAGUGGAGCCAAAUGGGUCUACUUUGAAGAAGAAAAGGAAAGUGUUGAAGGGGUUGGAGAAGAAGGCAUUUGGGUUUCUUGUGAACCAGUUGGGGCAAUUAAGGGAAUUAGAGGCUCGGUUUGAACAACGUGAGGCAGAGAGAGAGCGUGAGAGGCAGAAGAAGGAGAAUGUGCGACUGGAGCUUGAGAAAGAAUGGGAAAGAAAGUUGGAAGAAAGAGAAAAGGGAAGGGAAGAUAGAGAGAAAGCUAGAGAGAAAUUGAGAAGGCAGAGAAUUCUUGACUGGGAAGCCAUGGAAAAGGAAAGUCAAGAUAGAGAGAGAAGAAGAAAAGAAGAGGAGUUGAUACAAGAGAGGGAGUGGGAGGAGAGGAUGAAUAGAAGGAGGUCAGAAUGGAAGAAGAGGAUGGAUGAAAUGUUAAAUCAGCACAGAGCAGAAAUGGGCCAGAUGCAGACUCGUAUUCUUCAUGAGCAACAAAACCUUACUAGCCAGUUGCUUGGGAUUGUUUCACAAUGGACUGGUCAUCCAGCAGGGCUUUCAGACCAUACUGGUGCCAGCAACCAUUAUCUUUCACAAAUGAUGCAAAAUUUGCACCAUGUGAAUGGUAUGGUUCAUGGAGAUGGGAGGGUUGACGGUGAUAAUCAAGAUGACCAAUUUAUUGUUGAUGGAUGAUAUCUUAUCUGCAACACCAUCAACUCCUUGGAUAGGUGAAAUAAAUGGAGGCUGUGCGAGAAUGUUUGCUACAAUGAGAAGUGUAAAGGUCAGGAAUUGUUAAUUGCAUAUUGCGGAGUCCUUUCAGCUAGAUUUGCUUGCAUACUGAUCUAUUUAGUUCAAAACGGAGUUAAUAAGGGAUAUAAGAGUCUCUGUUUUGGCUUUUCCUUAUCCUUGUCCUUCUGUAACUAUUUGUAUUAAAUAUUAAUGAAAUUCUAUUCUGAAUUGGUAUUA
Theobroma umbraticum is the source of this 2064-nucleotide messenger RNA. RefSeq lists its product as uncharacterized. The record is from RefSeq and is a predicted model, not a curated record. Lineage: Eukaryota; Viridiplantae; Streptophyta; Magnoliopsida; Malvales; Malvaceae.